Messenger RNA from Rotaria sordida, 217 nucleotides. NCBI's taxonomy places the organism in Eukaryota, Metazoa, Rotifera, Eurotatoria, Philodinida, Philodinidae. The record is from the annotation of a GenBank genome assembly.
AGACACAACACUUGAUACAGACACAACAUCUGAUGCAGACACAACAUCUGACACAGACACAACACCUGAUACAGACACAACACCUGAUGCAGACACAACACCUGAUGCAGACACAACACCUAAUACAGACACAACACCUGAUACAGACACAACAUCUGAUACAGACACAACACCCGAUACAGAAAUAACAACAACUAUUGCUAGUACCAGUAAGUAA